AUGGCACCGUACAAGGAAGAUGAAGUGGAAGUGAAUAAUGUGGUAAAGAUUGUUGACACUGUCAAACCCCACUGUGCCAGUAAUGUUCAUGUUAAUUUAUAUGUCUCCAAGGUUGUGGUUCAUCCGCUUGUGUUACUGUCUGUGGUUGAUCAUUUCAAUCGCGUGAGUAAAACUCAAAAUGUGAAACGUGUGGUUGGCGUUUUGUUAGGAAGCAUGAAACCGAAUAGGACGCUAGAUAUUGCUAAUAGCUUUGCUGUUCCGUUUGAUGAGGAUGAACGAGACAAGAAAACUUGGUUCCUCGACAUGGAUUAUUUAGAGAGCAUGUAUGGUAUGUUCCACAAAGUUGCUGCACGCGAAAAAAUCGUUGGAUGGUACCAUACUGGUCCAAAACUCUGUCAGAAUGACAUUGUGAUCAACGAGCAAUUGAAACGCUUCACAUGUAACCCUGUUCUUGUUGUUAUACAGGCUGAACCAAAAGAUUUAGGGUUACCAACGGAAGCUUAUGUGGAAGUGCAAGAAGUCCAUGAUGAUGGUACACCACCAAUCAAAACUUUCGAGCAUGUUCCAAGUGAAAUCGGUGCCGAAGAAGCCGAAGAAGUUGGAGUUGAGCAUCUUUUGAGGGAUAUCAAAGACCAGACCGCAGGAACUCUUUCUCAAAGAAUCACUGAUCAAUUAAUGGGAUUGAGAGGUUUACAUGGGCAGUUGCUUGAUUUGCAGUCUUAUUUGCAUGAGGUAGCCGAGGGUAAAUUGCCAAUCAAUCAUGCUGUUAUCUAUUAUAUACAGGAAGUAUUGAAUCUUUUACCGGAUGUCACAUCACCUCAAUUUGUUGAAGCACAUAAUGUGCAGACAAAUGACCAGUUGAUGUGCGUUUAUAUGGGAUCUCUGGUACGAACUGUGAUUGCUCUACAUAAUCUCAUUGAUAAUAAGCUUUCACUACAGAAGAAUGAAAAAGAUAAAGAUAAAGGUGAAGGAAUAGAAAAGAAAGAUGAAAGUAAAGAAGAAAAAAAAGAAAAUAAGGAGAUAAAAGACGACAAAGAAGGCGAUAAAGAAAAGGAUAAAGAGAAAGCAACUAGAAAGUGA
This is a messenger RNA of Brugia malayi, 1080 nucleotides long. RefSeq lists its product as uncharacterized. Gene Ontology annotation, biological process: proteasome-mediated ubiquitin-dependent protein catabolic process. The transcript is spliced from 9 exons. Gene Ontology annotation, cellular component: proteasome complex; proteasome regulatory particle. The coding region runs from base 1 to 1080 and encodes 359 amino acids. NCBI's taxonomy places the organism in Eukaryota, Metazoa, Nematoda, Chromadorea, Rhabditida, Onchocercidae. Gene Ontology annotation, molecular function: metallopeptidase activity; protein binding. The record is from RefSeq and is a predicted model, not a curated record.